Molecule: messenger RNA, 4856 nt
Organism: Lates calcarifer (barramundi perch)
Lineage: Eukaryota; Metazoa; Chordata; Actinopteri; Centropomidae
Product: zinc finger, CCHC domain containing 7
Exons: 7
Coding region: 344-1579 (411 amino acids)
Molecular function (GO): nucleic acid binding; zinc ion binding
Source: RefSeq, a predicted model, not a curated record
AACUGACAUUUAACGUGAAACAUGUACAGUGAUGCCAUCGAGUAGAGCGACUUUGGCUCCACGUGUUUGUUCCCUUUAGUGCGUGUUUGAGACUGUGGUUCUUCAUUGUUUACAUCCGACCGGCUGCUCAUAAACACGUGGACAGACAGGAGGGACACAUGCUAAACCGGGGGCUGUCGACAUGUGGAAAUAACCUGAAAUAAUCGCCGCUCGGAGACAGUUUUUGACUUCCUCUGUUUUGGGGCUAAUGAGCUUCAGCCACUGAGGUCACUGUCACCGCGGGUGUGAGUGUUUAUGUGUGGGUGCUAGUGAGGUGUGUGUGUGUUGAGUGUGUUUUAGUGUGAUGUACUGUGCCUAUCAAGACCGUGAGGAGUUGGAGGAUGAUCUCUACCAAGAGGAUGACAGAGACUCUGAGGGGUCAGAGACCGACAGCGAGCUAGAGUUCCGCCUCUACAGCCAGCUCCACUACUCCUCUAAUGCCGGGGAGAAGAAGGAGCAGGGGGGCAGAGGUGAGGGUGCAGAGGGCGAGGACAGCCAGCAGCCAGAGGUGACCAACAGGACUGCAGAUGCUGGCGGAGAUGGAGAGCUGGGACACAUCAGAGAAAGUAGGCCUCCGUCACCUAAUGCAGGGGAGCUACUGCAACAACUGAAGAAGAAGAAGAAGAAGGAGAAAGGAGAGAAACGUGAUAAGCAGAAGAAGAGGGAAAGUGAUCCCAAAGGUCAGAGGUCGUCAUCAUCACUUUUUGAAGAGGUCAUUGUAAUUGAAUCCAGCCCUGACGUUAUCUCCAUCUCUGAGGAUGACACUGCCGACGAUGACGGGGUCUGUGCCUCAAAAAGUCAAGGCUUAAACCGGCUGAGGACUUCCACUCCAGCACAGGGACACCAGAAAAAGAAGAGGAGUCUCGGUGCGCCAGUGGUUGUGGACUCCAGCAGCUCAGAAUCUGAUUCAGAAGAGUCAGAAUCCAAAUCUGAGUCUGAUUCUUCAGAUUCAUCUGAUUCGUCUGAUUCAGACGGUCUGGAGAACUGGAUGAUCCUGGGUCGAGGGAAGCAGGACGGAGACCAGUCCAUCUCACUCAACCUGGAGGGAGGGUCUGACAGCAUUGCAGAUGCUGUAGAAGAAGAAGAGGGCAGCUGGUUGGUUUCUGACAAGGACAAGGAGGCUCAGAUCUAUAACAAAAACAGGGGUGCCAGGGUAGCGACGCAGCGGUUGUCAAACAGAUACUACACUAGCAAGAACGUCCACUGUAGAAACUGCAACAAGACCGGACAUCUCUCCAAGAACUGCCCAGAGCCCACAAAGUUGUCGGCCUGCUUCCUCUGUGGCACCCCAGGCCACCUGGCCGUUGAAUGUCCCAGUAAACACUGCAACAACUGCGGCCUGCCUGGUCACCUGUACGAGUCCUGCACCGAGAGGGCGUACUGGCACAAACAGUGUCAUCGCUGCAGCAUGAAGGGACACUUCUUUGAUGCCUGCCCAGAAAUCUGGAGACAGUACCACAUCACAGUGAGUAUCUUUCCACAAAACCAUCAGUCAGCAAACUCCAUACCAGUGCUGUUCACACUUCAUCAGAGGGCUUGAGCAGGACUUACACACAGAUCAACACUAGGUGAAAAUAAAAUAAUGUGUACCUUUAAGAGGCUAGUAAAAGCUGCUUGUAUUUUGGAAACAGCUGAAGCACAUGCAUUGGUUUUAUCAUGCUACACUUAUUAGUAUAGUCAAAGAGAGAGUGUUGGUGUUAAGUUUCCAGUGUUGCACAGGGUGUCUAACUUCUAAAAGUCUGAAAGUGAACACAGCAUGUCAAAGAAACUUUUAGUCAUCUUGAUCUUUUUAUUUUAGUAUUUGGUACUUUUUCACACAAAAACGACCAUCACUGAACACUAAUGAUCGAGACAGUUAAUAGUCUAACUUCACAGUUGUGAGAGAAAUAUAGUAGGUGGUAGAGAAAAUUAAAAUAUUAUAUUAAACAAUAUAGCGUAUAUAUCUAGAGUAUAUAUUACAUUUCACCACACCUCAGCCUUAAUGUGAGUGUGUAAAGUCCCAUUACACAUGAUGCACAUCAAUUUUACAUACUGUGAGGUUUACCCUAAGACUGUUAAAAAUAGUUCUUGUUUUAAGUAUGUUUGGUUUGGACUCAACCUGUGUCAAAUUUGGCGAAAUCCCACUGGAUGUAGAGUCCCAAUUAAAAAGCAGAGAAAUGUAAAAGAAGGUGGUGGUGGCAGUGGAUGGGGCGACUAAGCCGGUGACACUUCUUAAGUCUUUUUCAUGCAGAACGUGUCUCAUCAGAAGAGAAAUAUUUAAAAUCUUACUGUACAAAAUAUGUCUUAACCAGUAGUAUAUGCAUCACUAUUAAUUUAUUAACUGAGCUGUUGUGGAUGACUGAGAAAGAGAGAGUUUUUAAUUAUUCACAGGGCGUUUUAUUUGCAGAAUAUGAUCCAUUUAUCAAAAAAUGCAAGUGCUGGUGGUGGAGGUUGUGCAUUAGCAGGUAUAGACUGCUUAUGGAAAGCUGAUAACCUCAAGGUCCUGAAUGAUGACACUCACCUCACUCUUUCUUUAUGCUUUGUGUAGCAUCUUCCACUGUCUAUAAAAAGUCAACAGAACAGUGAUUUGAGCAAUAUGAUAAGGCGUUUACAGAUAAUUUGUAGUUUUGCAUAUAGAUGUUCCAAAUAGCCCUCAGAAAGAAAGUAUUUUUCCAUGAGCCUCACGAAGGCAAAGGUGUCACACGAUCACUCAAAAUCAAUAAGGCAGUUGUGAUUAGUAUUGACCUUGCCCUGUAGCAGAUGAGCGAACCAUGACGUAAAAAACAUCUCAAAAGAUUAAGGAAGUGCCAAGAGUGAUGGGAACCUUUGCUCUCUGUUUUUUUUUUUUUUUUUUUUUUAUAUUGAGCUUCAUUUUCAACCUAAGUGCACAUGUGACAUCUAUGACUCUGUCUGUUUGUAUAUGUGUGUGUGUGUGUGUGUGUGUGUGGAAACAAUGUGUCAAAGAGUAGAAAACUGUGUGACAGUCACAUGGGCCAUAUGUCAGCGGGGAGGCAGUUUGCUUAUUUCUGUGUGUGUGUGUGUGUGUGUGUGUGUGUGUGUGUGUGUUAAUCCAAAAUCUGAAAAGAUAACUAGUUUUCUUGGCUCCUUACUUGUGUGUGUGUGUAUGAUUAUGUGUGUGUGCAUCUGAGCGAGGGGGUGAUAUAGACCUCAGCCUAAGAGAAAAGAGCAGCUUGUUUGUCAAUUAAAAGACGUGAUAAAGCAUGAAAUGGGCUGCCAACGCCACGCGGGACGAGGGAGUGAGAGAGAGAGGGAAGAAGAGUGUGUGUUUGCAUAUAUCUUGGCGUGCACUUUGUGAGUGUGUGUGUGUGUGUGUUGGGGGAGGUCUGUCACUCUCCUCUAUGGAGAUUAAUUAGCAGGGGCUGUCUAAUGAAAAGGCAGCAUCGUUAGCGCUAGGGUAGCACGGCAGGAGAGACGGAGGGAGGAGGAGGGACGAGGAGGAGGAGGAGGAGGAGGAGGGAGCGGGACAGAGACAGAGAAGUUCCAGGGGAGACUCUGGCAGAGAGGAUGAGAGUUGAGUUUAAUUGUUGCUCAUGUGUUGGCGGGGGAUGCUAUAUGUUUCACUGUAGAGUUUCACUUUGAACCACAAACAAGAGAAGACCCUGAUGAAAGAAGAGUGGAAAGAUGCGUAGGAUGAUGAAACCUCCGUUGUUUGUGUGUGUGUGUGUGUGUGUGUGUGUGUUUGUGUGUGAUGGUGUGCUUUAACGGGUGGAGGAUUGUGACCCAGGUCUAAUUGAAGUAUUUAAGCCAUUUAAGCACUGGGAACAGAAGGUCGUUACAUAUCCAAACUGGCAUGGGGGUUAGGGGCCCCCACACACACACACACACACACACACACACACACACAAAAACACACACACAAACACACCUACACACAUGCAUACACAGGGCUCCUUCUGUUUAAGACAGCCUCAUUUUAUUCAUGAUGCUGUUUAUGACCCUGAACUCCCCAAUGUGAGAAGGUGUGUGUCUGUGUUUGUGUGUGUGUGUGUGUGUGUGUGUGUGUGUGUGUGUGUGUGUGUGUGUGUGUGUGUGUGUGUGUGUGUGUGUGUGCCCGCUUUGGGAGAUGUGACUCUGUCACCUUCCGCUGGGCUCAGCCAGGUGUGAAAAGGCAUUCUGUCAGACCUCCCUGCUACUGGGUCCAUUUAUCCUUCGUUCGUGUGUGUGUUUGAGAGAGAGUGUGUGAGUGUGUGUGCAUGUGUGUGCGUGCUGGGUCCGUUUAUCUUCUGUGAGUGUAUGUGUUGUCUGCCUGCACCUGGCCCUCAACUAACAAACUCCUCCAAACCACACAGUAUAGACCACAAAGCCCUAGGGUAUUUACUGAGAAAGUAAGAUACUGACACACAUGGACACACACAAACACACACACACACCCCCACACACACCUCUACAAAUAUAUAGAGCAGUAAAUGGAGUAAAAAGCUAUCCACAACAUUUUCAUCUUGUCUGUGUCAUGUGGGUCUGAAAACAUUUUUACACAACAGUAAUAUUUACACAGAAAGGUUAGCCUGUUUCCUCUGAAGGACAGGUUUACUUCAACCAGUCUUUCUCAGUCUCUCUUUCUCUUUCACCCCACACACACACACACACACAGACAGACACCCUGGUUUUACUUCUUUCUUUUGCAUACAGCUUUACAGUGUGGGGUUGCUCCUUUUCCUGCAGACCCCAUCUGCUUACCUCCUUCUUACAUCUUACUGUUUUCUUGCCUUUGUCAUGAAAUACUGUACAUACAAAACAUCAUUGAAAAAAUCCCCCAAGUACUUGUACUCACUUCUUUUUUUUAAGAUUAAAUUAAAUCUUUUAUGUGCACAUUUCUA